Molecule: messenger RNA, 1045 nt
Organism: Elaeis guineensis (African oil palm)
Lineage: Eukaryota; Viridiplantae; Streptophyta; Magnoliopsida; Arecales; Arecaceae
Source: RefSeq, a predicted model, not a curated record
AGGAAGGAAAGAAUGAAAACAAGAGAUGAAAGAGGAGAAUGGAAGGUUCACCAAUCUUUAGAGAUAAAAGAAUGAUUCAUCAAAUUUUUAGAGAAAAAUCAAGUAGGAACAAGAAGGCACGUGGUGCAAGGAUUUCUCAGGGAGUCACCCAUUCUAAUACUACUCUUUGCUCAGAUAGAACCAACUAUAGAGUUCUAAUGGGAUGCAAUGCUCUAAUUUUGAUUAUCAACCAUGGUAUUGAUGCAAUGUUGACGGAGGCGAUGCUCUACGAGGCGGACAACUUCCUUGACCUCCCAUUGAUGGAGGAGUUGGCCCACACUUCUGAUGGUAUCAUGGGUCCGACAUUGUGCGGUACAUGGCAACAUACAUUAGGUGGGUUUCAUGGUCAGAACUGGUGCCAUUGCCUUUGCCAUUCUGGCUACCCACUUCACAUGAGCAGAGUCCAUCUUGGGCCCAACAAACCUUGCUCCCGUAGGAAAAGGCAAUAAAUUACACGGAGGAGGUCUGGGCGCUGUCAAUGAGAUUGACAGGAGCAAACUCCCAAGAGCCUAAGCUAGAGACAAUGGAGUAUGUGGAGAGGAUAAUUGGAGUACGUGGAGAGGAUAAUUGGAGAGGUGUCGGAAAUCUUCGCGUGCAUCGACCAUCCUCCAUGUUUCUCCGAGACAGAACAGGUGCUUGGAUCUGCAAGCUAUAGGGACCAUGGUGGAAUCACUGUAGUAGUGAUGGAGAAUGCUAUAGAAAGAGAUAAAACGGUAGUCUGUGGAAUCUGGAGAAUGCUUUAGAAAGAGAUAAUCUUUCACACAAAAAAUGAAAAGAAACGUAAGAAUUGUUGAAGAAUUGUAUUAUAAAUCAUCAUUAUCUUAUUUUUUUGUUUAUUUAGUGGAGCAAAUUGCUGGUCAACUAACACAGCCCACCCAAAAAAUAAAAGGGAGGAGGAAAACAAGAAACUAGAUGCAGACAAGAAGAAACCUAUGUGCACUAAACUAUGUUUGAGGUGUGAAUUCGCUCAUAAUCAAGUGGAAUGGAAUUUGCGUGGUUUGGUUCG